UGGACCGGGAGGUGGCCGCCGGCUUCAGUGAGUUGGCCAUGGCAGCUCGGACUGGUCAAAGAGCCCUGCGCAGGGUGGUCGCGGGAUGUCCUCCGAAGUCGGCGGCAUCAGGUGGAGCUCCGGUGCCGGCGCAGCGUCCUGCGCGGAACGUCAGAUAUUUAGCUUCCUGUGGUAUAUUGAUGAGCAGAACUCUCCCACUACAUACCUCAGCUGUGCCUAAGGAGAUCCAUGCAAGAACUUUCAUCAGAAUUACGGCACCUUUAAUCAACAAGAGAAAAGAGUAUUCUGAGAGGAGAAUAAUAGGGUAUUCUAUGCAGGAAAUGUAUGAUGUAGUAUCAAGAGUUGAACAUUACAAGCAUUUUGUUCCUUGGUGCAAAAAGUCAAUUAUCAUAUCAAAGAGAUCUGGAUAUUGUAAAGCACAGUUAGAAAUUGGGUUUCCACCUGUGCUGGAGCGAUAUACAUCGGUAGUCACCUUGGUGAAACCACACUUGGUGAAGGCAUCCUGUACAGAUGGGAAACUUUUUAAGCAUUUGGAGACUAUUUGGCGUUUUAGCCCAGGUCUUCCUGGCUACCCAAGAACUUGUACCUUGGAUUUUUCAAUUUCAUUUGAAUUUCGCUCACUUCUACACUCUCAGCUUGCCACGCUCUUUUUCGAUGAAGUUGUCAAGCAGAUGGUAGCUGCGUUUGAAAGGAGAGCAUGUAAGCUCUAUGGUCCAGAAACCAGUAUACCUCGGGAACUAAUGCUUCACGAAGUUCAUCACACGUAAAAGGAACAGAACUGGUGCUAUUUAUAACUUGUUAACUUUUGGAAGUGCUUUCAUCAUAUGCUUUCAGAAGUCAGAAAGCUUGUGUUAAAUCCAACCUUGAUUAUAAACCUGCACUAUUGAAAUUUUGCACAGAAUAUAGGACAACGUGCACAUAGAAUUAUUUCUUCAAUCAAGUAUAAUUCCAAGUAUUAUGUACAUUAGCAUGUUCUCCAUUUACAAUACACAGAUGUCAGCACUCUUUCUGGAAUACUGACAUCACUUGUCUGAGCAGGCAAUGAACUGCAAACUGAAGCCUUUUAAUGAUCACCUACCUUCAAGUUAGGUGAAAUACUCAUGCCAAAUGGCUUACAUUAACCAUUAACACACUUAAGUUAUUAAAUUCAGAGUAUUUGUAACUUAUUAUGGAACCUGUGUUAUGGUGGCCUUAGGAUAUUUGAAUAAUCAACAGAUAUUUAAAGUAAAAUUUCAACUGAAAAAGUUAAUGAAGGUUACUGAACACUGGGUAUUUUUACGUUGGUCUUAGGGGAGGCAGCAAACAGCUCUAGUGAGGUUAGUGCCUGGAGUACUUUUCUUGGUAAGGGCCCAUUUAAGCUACUUUUUCAGUAGUGUGCAGCCCUCUCAAGUCCUUUGGCUGCUCUACCAACAAUACUUCAAAUAGUUGUCUCCAGUACUGUUGCUAAUUUACUAUUUAUUGUGUACUCACUUUCAAUAAUGUAUUCCACUUUUUUUUUAGACAAAUCAGUGUAAGGACUGACAAUAACUUAAUAAAGCUAAUUUGUUUA
Molecule: messenger RNA, 1549 nt
Organism: Echinops telfairi (small Madagascar hedgehog)
Lineage: Eukaryota; Metazoa; Chordata; Mammalia; Afrosoricida; Tenrecidae
Gene: COQ10B
Product: coenzyme Q10B
Exons: 5
Coding region: 39-767 (242 amino acids)
Biological process (GO): cellular respiration; ubiquinone biosynthetic process
Cellular component (GO): mitochondrion
Molecular function (GO): ubiquinone binding
Source: RefSeq, a predicted model, not a curated record